Molecule: messenger RNA, 480 nt
Organism: Phanerochaete carnosa HHB-10118-sp
Lineage: Eukaryota; Fungi; Basidiomycota; Agaricomycetes; Polyporales; Phanerochaetaceae
Exons: 4
Coding region: 48-362 (104 amino acids)
Molecular function (GO): protein-disulfide reductase activity
Source: RefSeq, a predicted model, not a curated record
CGCAAUCGAACCUCCCCUUCCACCCACAGCUCUUCACGAAACACAUAAUGAGUGUCACGGCAGUCAACAGUCUUGCCCAGUUCCAUGAGCUCAUCAACGGGGAUAAACCUGUCGUCUUCGACUUCUGGGCGACGUGGUGUGGCCCGUGCAAGGUCAUCAGCCCCAUUUUCGAGAAACUGUCCGAGCAGUUCCCCCACAUCGACUUCUACAAAGUAGACGUCGAUCAGCAGCCUGAGAUCAGUCAAGAAGCUGGCGUGCGUGCAAUGCCGACAUUCUAUCUCUUUAGGAAUGGGCAGAAGGUCAAGGAACUUGUCGGCGCAAACCCGCAAAGUCUCCAGCAACUCCUGGCGUCCGCGGCGUGAAAUGCAGCUGGUCGCCUCGUCUAGAUUUGUACACCCCGUCCUCUGUAUUGUGAACAUGUCCUGUACUUAUACCACGCUGUAUAACCAAAUAAUGCGAACUAUGACCUCCUGUACAUGC